AUUUGCUUGAAGUUUUACAUCAGGUCUCAAAAGCUGAUCAUCUCAAGCUGUUUAUUCAAGAGAAUUCUGGGAAAAUAAGGAAUCAAAGGAGAGAUGGAUUCUGGGUUAUCCUGGGCUGAUCAAUGGGAUACUGACAACUCUGACCUUCCAGCCUCUGCUUCAGAAAAAAACAAUAAUAAUGGAAAAGAUGGAUCUAAGAACAAGUCUGUGAAGGGCUUGUUAAGCCUCAAAUGGAUAAAAGAGCUCCGCAAGAAGACCAAAAAAUAAUCCAAGUUUGCUGUUCAUUCACACAAACAAAGGUCUUAAUUGUUUUUAAUCAUUCUUUGACACUUUAUUUGCCUUAUGAUUGUAUUUUAUAAGAUGUUUUCUUGCCAUUGGAGAAUACAAAUGAUGUAAGCAAGGGAAUGUUCGUUUAUGCUUCAGAUUUUGUGGAAUGUUACAAGAUUGUUCUUACCAUCA
Molecule: messenger RNA, 459 nt
Organism: Mangifera indica (mango)
Lineage: Eukaryota; Viridiplantae; Streptophyta; Magnoliopsida; Sapindales; Anacardiaceae
Exons: 1
Coding region: 94-267 (57 amino acids)
Source: RefSeq, a predicted model, not a curated record